Messenger RNA from Nasonia vitripennis (jewel wasp), 2071 nucleotides. RefSeq lists its product as uncharacterized. Lineage: Eukaryota; Metazoa; Arthropoda; Insecta; Hymenoptera; Pteromalidae. The record is from RefSeq and is marked validated.
GAUUCUUCGACAUAGUCCACGCGUCAAUAGAGGUGUAUCAUUGCCAUAUCGUUUUUAGAGUAGGACUAUUUGAUCGGCAACUUCAAAUAUUUUAAAAUAACAGCAGUCCUACGAUCAACAAUAUGGACGACGACCCGAACCCGAAGAAAAGAAAACGCCCUGUGAAAAGGGAUACGAAUCCACGACGUGCAGCGUCGAUGACUGUUGAAGCUAUACGAAACAUCUUUGCCGAUCGUGAGUACCUAAUGAUGGGCGAAAGAAUCGAGAGCUUAAUGUCCCGAAACCCUCAUCAACUUCAGAACGUCGACAGCCUCGUCGCGAACAAUCCGUUCGACGAUAGUCUACAACAGAGCGUCACGAUGCCUACUAAUCCUCCGGAGCUACCGCCUCGUUACAUUCAGAGUGAUCUAAGACCUAGACGUGGCUUCACUCAAGAUCAGAUUGGCAACAUGAACCACAUAAGAAUGCAUAACCCGCAGCAGGCCAAUCAUGCAUUGCCUGCGUUGACUCAUAUGGCACAGUCGUAUCAAUCGGAAUACCCAUUGGUGGGGCGUGCCAGGUGGGUGCAGAACAUGCGCUCAAUCUGCAACUCAAGAAUGCAGCGAAAUCUGAAUAACAGUCAGAUGAUGAAUCCUCGAAUGGGUAGAGGAUCGAUGAAUGGCAGUGGUUUGGCCAAUCGACCUUCCAAAAACAGAGUUGGAGGUCUCGCGAUGAACGGCUCAACGAUGGUCAGUACGACGACUGAAUCAAUUAAGAAUCCUCACGCUAGCCCGAGAAAUGAAAUGAUAGGGAAUCGCGUUAGUCCUGUGAAUCCGACGACAACGAAUGUUCCGAUCCUCACACGUUUGUUGAGCCGCAAUCACAUGAACAGAGCUAUGAACGAGCCACCGAUUGUAUAUCCUCAGCAAUAUUACGACCUGAUGAACAACACUCAAGGUCCCAUGCAGCAACCGCUGAGCAUGCCCACGAGAUGCCCGCAGGUUCAUUGUUACGAAGCUUCUGAUGCAUCAAUGGGCUCUAACGAGCAAGCAAACAACACAGACAUGUCAAGACCGUUCAACGAUGCUCCAGACAUCAACACGAUGAAUGGGAACUCGAAUAAUUCGAUGGGAGCUUGUUGUUCACAAUACGACAAGCAAGACAGCAUUGAGGUAGCAGAUCACAUAAUAUCAAAUGCCAUAAAGAACUUCAAGUCCAGAAAUCCAACUGAACAAGGGAUGAACAUGGGUAUGUCGACGUUUCAACCAGAUCCACAGAAAACGAUACCAAGUAUCACAAACAGUUUCGAGUCUGAUAAUCCAACUGUACAAGGGAUGAACAUGGGUAUGUCGACGUUUCAACCAGAUCCACAGAAAACGAUACCAAGUAACACAAACAGUUUCGAGUCUGAUAAUCCAACUGUACAAGGGAUGAACAUGGGUAUGUCGACGUUUCAACCAGAUCCACAGAAAACGAUACCAAGUAACACAAACAGUUUCGAGUCUGAUAAUCCAACUGUACAAGGGAUGAACAUGGGUAUGUUGACGUUUCAACCAGAUCCACAGGAAGCAAUAUCAAGUAGCAUAAAUAGCUUCGAGUCUGAUAAUCCAACCGGACAAGGGAUGAACAUGGGAAUGUCGACGUUUCAAGAUCCUCAGGGAACGAUGAAUCCUCAAGCAACGUAUAUGCCAGGAGGAUCAGAGGAGAAUAUUUUUUCUCCCAACCAGCCUGAGGACUUUGACUCUCAGAAUGAAGAAGUGCUUUGUAAAUUUUGCAAAGGACUAAUUGUGGACAUUAAUGAUCAGGGUAUUUUCUGCGAGUCUGGCUGCAACUUCUGGUAUCACAGGCACUGCAUUGGUAUGACCCCAAUUGCUUACGAGUUAUUGAUGAAUGAAUCAUGUGCCGAGUGGGUCUGUGAUAAUUGCUAUACUACAAAGGAUAUACCCCCGGUGAAGUACACGCUAUAGAGUUUACGCAUACAUGAGAUAUUUUUAAUCGAUUUUACCAAGUUUUUAAGAGACGCUACAAGAUUUUAAAAUGUAAAUAUAUUUUGUAACUUUAAUUAUUAAUAAACAAACACUCGCAUAUUUUA